Molecule: messenger RNA, 2325 nt
Organism: Mycena citricolor
Lineage: Eukaryota; Fungi; Basidiomycota; Agaricomycetes; Agaricales; Mycenaceae
Source: the annotation of a GenBank genome assembly
AUGGCUAACUCCAAUUCGGACGAUGAGCUCAUUCUCCUGCAAACUCCUCCUCCAUCGCCACCAGCCCUCAUCGUUCUUGGUGGAACACCAUCCUACCCAAACGUCUCUCAAGCCCUCGAUUCCCGGACUCCAACACGAAAGCGACGCCGAGUUGAAGAACAACCACGAAAUGCCUGGUCGAAGAGAACAAAACUUGAGGAUUCCGAGCCUGCCAAUGAAUCUGAGCACGAAAUCUCGUGGGAUGAAGCCGCAGAUGCACUGUUGCUUGGAGGCAAGCCUGACGGAGAUCCCCCGCCAAUGCGUUGUGCUGAGCAGACAGGUGACACUGGUGCGAUAACGCCUGGAUACGCAGCAUUCUGUGACCUCAUAGUGGAAGACGGGGGCGCGUUCUAUCAAAUUACUGAGGACUUGUUUGUAUCGAGCGGGUGGGAUCCGGAGAGGAAGAGUUUGAAAGCUUCAUGGCACCAUCUACAACGUUCUAUCAUUGGAGAUUCUCAGGUCGUUGUCUGCCAGUGCCCUCUAGCUCGCAACAGCGACUCUGGUGUUUGCGUACACACUCGGUUCUUGGAUGAAGAAGGACAGGAGCACUUUCCCGCCGAGCAAGAUCAUUUUGACUCUGCAUCCGAUGCCACACUCUUUUCGCGACAAGAGACUGGGGAAGAUACUUGGCUCAACGUGUUCUCCUGCUGUUUGCAGAAUGCAAGGUCUCUGAAUGGCCGAGUCAUUAUCGAGCAUCUGGGUACAAACAAUGGGGCUGGUAAAUGGACCUGCUCGAAGGAUAGUGGAACUUUGCACUGUUUGCAUAUCCACAAGUGCCGGAAUCUUCUGCAGAAGUUGCUUCGUGUUGAUCCCUCUGCCCGACAUCGUGCUGGAGAGAAUGAGUUUGAAGCAGCGGGAUCUGUUGAAACAGCUAACCCCAUCCCAACUUUCGAGGCGCGCGGAACAAGAUUUCAGCAAGCCAUAUCACAUUUACCUGUACUCGCGCCAACGUGGGCUUCAUUGACAUCCGAUCCCGUCCUGUACCAGCGGAGCGCACCUGCAGCACCCCCGGAGAUAAUCAAACUGACCGAGACGUCGUCUUGUCUAUGCACCAAACCGCGUUAUCGCUUCCAAUUGGCCGCCCCCACACUUUCGCAGUCAUGCAUUGUCUAUGGCCUAUCCUCAUCUUCGCGGGUCACCAUUGAGCUGCAGCGGUGUCAAAAUCCGCGCUGUUCACAUCGUUUCAUUGGGCCGGAUUGUCGGGAGCUUGGGAUUUUCAAUUACAACAACCAGCGACUCUUCACACAUGAAUUGCUCGAUGAAUAUACCUCAGCCUAUACAUCGUCUGAGACCCCGUUCUCUGCCUGGGUCUCCGUUGUCUCCCGCCGCUAUGCACUUCACAACAGCACACACACAUUUCCCAGCCCUGACAUCUUCCGGUCUGCAUGGUUCAUGUACGUGUCGCUACAAUAUCUCGACAACAGCAUGAUCUGUCCACGAUGCGGGCCGAACCCGGAUACGACGAUUUGGGACGGAGUCACGCUGGCUUUCAAUAAGAAGCAUCUGCUUUCGAGCCUGGAACCACCUACAGUCUCCCAACUACACUCCUUCGAACGAAAAUCGACGCGAUAUCUGCCAGGUCAGCAGCUCAUUUCUGCGUCCAAGCUUCGUCGCAUGAUGCGCUCGGUCUUGGUCGGUCCGCCGCUGACGAAAACGGAGUUGGACAAGCUCAUGCAAGCGACGCCGGUGGCCGAGAGCGAAGACGAAGAAGACGAUGAGGAUCAUGACGAGGAGACGGAGACGGCACCAGUUCUGAACCCGAGAGGGAAGAAGGCACUGGAGAAGGCAAGGAAGACUUUCCUUGAACGACUAGAGAUGUUACCGAUGGUGGUAGAAGGAUUAAAGGUCGUGGAUGAAGGGGUUAGUCGUUUAUUUGACAAGUGUUUCGGGCCGCUGUCUGUUCUCAACACGCGCCCUACUGCGGACGUGUAUCACCGCUUUUUCCUCCAGCUCGCCGCAGAGGAGUCGGUUUUACAAUUUGCGCCUCCCGGAGUAUUCAGUACACUUCAGGCUUUCCUGGACAACCCAAACAGACUCACAGGCUCCGCACUGAGCGAAGUUCCGGCACUUCACGAGGUUCUUGCGCACGAGAGAGCUCAGCUCAACGGCAACAUUUCGGAGGAAAUAAUUCAUACGAGUCGCUGGUUACUUGCCAGAGGUCGGGCCGUAUUCAAUGCCCUGGUACGGGAACCGGCGCAGCUUCCCGGAAUCACUCAAGUCUACGAAAAGUCCUGGAAAGAGGCAAGCGAACUAUUGCACAUUGCAUACUUUCUGACUCAGUUGUAG